GGGCUGCUGAGCGCUUUUCUUAUCCUUCUGAAGAGGAAAAGAUGUCCGACGACAUUUCGAUCCUUCCAUACUGUUGUCCAACCGUAAGUAACUUAGAGCAUUCUUUGUCUAAAUGUCCGAAUUGAUACCCAGGCCGGCAUGCUAGCUAAGCAGCCUGUUUGGGAGAAUGAUUUUUACUGCACGAACGCACUCAGCAGAGAAAGAUACUAUGACCCCCGUGACGAGGUGACAAGACCACGCAAUAGCGUUUCUCACGUGAACGGGCUGUGUUCGAUGGGCAGUCUGUGUGCGGCGCAGCCUACCUUAGAUUUGUCAUCAAAGCUCCUUACAAUGCAGCAGAGUGCGCCAGGAACGAAGGCGCUGAAGACAUCGCUGGACGAGGGCGGUAUCCUCUGCGCCGUUCGGAUGUUUACGUGGUUCUUUGGCAUUUUGGGCAUCUGACUUAACGAGCAGGCCGGAAGCGAUCGGCA
Baudoinia panamericana UAMH 10762 is the source of this 470-nucleotide messenger RNA. RefSeq lists its product as uncharacterized. NCBI's taxonomy places the organism in Eukaryota, Fungi, Ascomycota, Dothideomycetes, Mycosphaerellales, Teratosphaeriaceae. The record is from RefSeq and is a predicted model, not a curated record. The transcript has a single exon. Bases 139 to 441 code for a protein of 100 amino acids.